UACUUUAAUGCAAUAGUUUUAAAGAAGAAGACACUGUGUGAGUCAUCCUCCUCCUCAGUCCUCACUUUGUCAGUGUUUAGUUACUGUGACUCUGUAACUUUGAAGUAUUCCUAUCAGACUAUCAGGUCAGUGAGUUGUUGUUACAACUGGAAGCGUCCUCUUCUCCUAGCUUUUUUGUGUUUUGUCAAGCAAUUUUCUUCCAUUCUUCUUGUAUUUUCUUUUCUUAAUCAAGUCAGGGAGGAAAAGGAUGGAUUCAUUGAUAGUUGGGUCAUUUACAAGGUCUAAUCCCCACAAUUUUCCAGCUGCUCUUCAUAUUCCUUCACUCAGAAAUUCAAUCCAAGGCUCGAGGUGUAAAGAAUGGAGUCCCUUGGAGGGAAUUUGCAGUGUGAAGUACCAGCGAUAUUUAGUUGAGGGUCACACUGUAACUGACCAAAAGAAGUCUAUACUGUGCCCAACUAAUUGUAGGAAACGCCUGGUGGUUGCAUGCGGAGGGCAGCCGCUUGAAUCUGAGCCAAACGUUUAUGAUUCCAAGAAUCUUUGGAAUUCAGUUACUAGUUUUUUGGAUGCCUUUUAUAGGUUUUCAAGGCCUCACACGGUUAUAGGAACAACGUUGAGCAUAGUGUCAGUUUCACUACUUGCAGUGCAGAAGCUUUCUGAUUUAUCUCCUGUAUUUUUCACUGGAAUGUUAGAGGCCAUCAUUGCUGCUCUUUUCAUGAAUAUAUACAUCGUGGGAUUGAAUCAGAUAUCUGACAUAGAGAUAGACAAGGUUAACAAACCAUAUCUUCCACUGGCUUCUGGUGAAUAUUCCACAGCAACUGGCAUCUUCAUUGUCACAUCAUUUGCCAUAUUGAGUUUUUGGCUGUGGUCAGUUGUGGGUUCAUGGCCCUUAUUCUGGGCUCUUUCUGUUAGCUUCGUGCUUGGUACAGCGUAUUCAAUAAAUCUGCCAAUGCUGAGAUGGAAGAGAUCUGCCGUUGUUGCCGCAAUGUGUAUCCUUGUGGUUCGGGCUAUAAUUGUUCAAAUUGCUUUUUUCCUGCACAUGCAGACACAUGUCUUUGGACGACCAGCUGCCUUUUCCAGGCCUGUGAUUUUUGCAACUGCAUUUAUGAGUUUCUUUUCAGUAGUUAUCGCAUUGUUUAAGGACAUACCUGACAUGGAAGGUGAUAGAAUAUUUGGUAUCCGAUCAUUUACCGUACGAUUGGGACAAAAGCGGGUAUUUUGGAUUUGUAUAGCACUACUUCAAAUGGCUUAUGCUGUUGCCAUCAUAGUUGGGGCAUCAUCUUCCUUUUUCUGGAGCAAACUUAUCACGGUUGUUGGUCACGGUAUAUUGGCCACAAUGCUGUGGAGAAAUGCAAAGUCUACUGAUCUCAGCAGCAAAGUUGAAAUCACUUCUUUCUACAUGUUUAUCUGGAAGCUAUUUUAUGCAGAGUAUUUGCUGAUACCACUCGUUAGGUGAAUUGCCAAGCACGAUGGAGAUGAUUUUCUUCCCCGGAUUAGUGACAAAGUGUACAUAUAGGAUUUUUCUUUAUUGAGGGGGAGGGGGAGGGGGCAUUAGAUAUUAAACUGAAAUCAUACGAGUAUUGCCAUAAAUAUUCGAAUUUUAUCUUAAAAGGAAAUGUCAGCUUCAAUUACUGUCAUUUUCAUUCUCCUCUGCUGCAUUUUUUUUUUCAAUAACUUCCUGAGGCCGAGACAGAAACUUUGUGAAACAACAAAACGGUAUUUUUCUCCUCGCCUUACUUUCACUUAUUUAUAAGCGCAAGUCUAAUAAGAUCAAAACAAGCUAAGUUCA
This is a messenger RNA of Spinacia oleracea (spinach), 1786 nucleotides long. RefSeq names its product homogentisate phytyltransferase 1, chloroplastic. The transcript has 12 exons. NCBI's taxonomy places the organism in Eukaryota, Viridiplantae, Streptophyta, Magnoliopsida, Caryophyllales, Amaranthaceae. Gene Ontology annotation, molecular function: prenyltransferase activity. The coding region runs from base 248 to 1453 and encodes 401 amino acids. Gene Ontology annotation, cellular component: membrane. The record is from RefSeq and is a predicted model, not a curated record.